AUGGCUUCCCUGGACCUCUUACCCACCGAGCUUCUCAACCUCAUCGCUCAAAAGCUCCACGUUGAGCAUAUCUCCAACCUCCUUCGGACCUCGAAACGGCUUUAUAACGCGCUGAACGAUGAGCUCUACCGUGAAGCGAGCCGGCGGGACAAUGACGAAUAUGGACAACCAGUAUCGCUUAUCCACGCUGCUUCGUUCGGUGAACCCGCUUCGUUCGAUGGGCUAUUGAGCCGAGUCAAAGAUAUUAAUUCUCCAAUCGUCGAUCUCGAGGGUUACCCGUCGUAUCGCCUGCCCAUUUCCAAAGGAGUGACCAGGAUCACGAUUCUCCAGGCCGUCAGUGCCAUGGGGAAAGAAAACUUGGUCGAAUUACUCAUUGCCAAAGGUGUGGACACGGAAGUGCGAGACAAUGGCCAGCAAACCGCGCUGCACCUUGCUGUUAUACUAAAACAAACGGCUGUGGUCAAAUCGCUCAUCGAAGGGGGUGCCAACGUUUUAGCUUUACAUGGCGCCCAAAACACCGCCUUGGUAUAUGCCCUGCAGUACGGAAGCCUAGCCAUUGCCAGAAUGCUCAUUGCGGCCGGUGGAGCGAAUGUAGAACUCCCUGCUGGGCCCAGCAACCCUGUUUCUCAAACUGUCGCCUACAUGGACCUCUCACUUGUAAAGCAACUUCUGGAGACGUCCUCGGCCUUUUUCCCAGAGCCCUGCCUUACCGACGCCCUUCCGAGUGCCAUCAAGACCGGCAAUGUGGAUAUAAUUCAGUACCUGCUCGAUGCCGGUGCCAAAGCGACACCAGAUGCGUUGAGCGAGGCUUGUGCGGCAGAUAAUUUGCCGGUUAUAAAACUACUCAUCCAAGCUGGGGCAAACGUCAGAGGCCGUCAAAGGACUGGGGCUACCGCUCUUCACAGUGUUUGCAGCUUUGAGGCCGCCAAGCUGCUCUUUAACGAGGCGCCUGAUCUGGGGAGGUUACUCGCUGCCCACCAGCCCGCUGUGGAACAUGUGUAUCGGACUUAUUCCCUCAAUCAAAACCUGGAUAUAAUACUUCUAGUGUUGUUCUUGCUAUGGAAGGGACCACGAGAUCAGGAUCCAGAGGACAGCGGUAAUCGUAUGCGCGCCAUUCACUAUGCGGCGCAGUAUGGCCAUGAAGCAGUAUUAAGAUCAAUUUUGGCCCAACAGAAAUGGCAGGUCUCCACACUCAGUUGCACCGGCGCCACUGCGCUGCACUAUGCCGCAGCCUCCACGUCCGAAUCAAGGCUAAACUGUGUACGGCUCCUGGUCGAGGGCGGCGUGGAUAUGGCCGUGAUGGAUCAACUUGGAAAUACUGCCUUAAAGUCUGUCUUUCUCAAUGGAUAUCACCCACUCAACGCUACAGUCGCCGAGUAUCUUGUUCGCGCUGGGGCUAACCCAUCGCAACGUCAACAAAACGACAAGUCACCGCUUCAUGACGCGCUGUAUCAUUCUGACUCCGAGUCUGCUUUGGUUCUGAUCCAAGCAGGAGCCGACAUAUCGGCUAUGGAUCCUUGUGGAAUGCAGCCGCUACACUUCGCAGCCCUAUUUGGGUGUGCCGAUAUUGUGACAGAACUUGCUCAACGCGGAGUCAACCUAUCUGCUCGAGAUAAUCGGGGGUACACCCCGUUGCAUCUGGCGAUUUCUCAGGGGUUUGAAAAGUAUAGGAACCGGGAAGAUUUUCUCGUAAGCGUGGAACGAGUGAUUACUCGCAAAUAUUCACACGCGCAUACUUCUCACGCUGACCCUGAGGCCCUGCGUGGGAGUAGAUAUCUGGCAGUGAUCAAGGCCCUCUGCUAUACAGGGGCUAAUAUUAAUGCUCAAGCAACCUCAAUGAACCUCAGCCCGGCCGACUUUGUCGGGAUGCAAAGGUUUUGCUGGAACGGAUUCGCACGAAAUGAGGGGCCGUCAACCGAGACUGAACAAGUUGAUGAGACGCUGCAAUCUGCAGACGAGGUCCGCAAAAUCUGGUGGAAGCUGGCUGAAUAUCUCAAUUGGCAGCGGGGUCAACGGUACCAGGUGGUCGCCGCCGGCGCAAUCGCGGGACUGGUCUCGCGAUUCUGCGUUGCACCCCUCGACGUAGUCAAAAUCCGACUUCAGCUCCAGAUCCACUCCCUCUCCGACCCUUUAUCACACCGUCACAUCCACGGCCCCGUAUACAAGGGUACCAUAUCGACCCUCAAAGCCAUAGUCCGUGAAGAAGGCAUCACAGGCCUCUGGAAAGGCAACAUCCCCGCCGAACUCCUCUACGUCUUCUACGGCGGCAUCCAAUUCACCACCUACCGCACCGUCACCCAAGCCCUCCACACCCUGCCCACCGCCCACCGCCUCCCCCAGCCCGCCGAGUCAUUCCUCUCCGGCGCCGUCGCCGGCGGCAUCGCCACCCUCACCACCUACCCCUUCGACCUCCUCCGCACCCGCUUCGCCGCCCAGGGCAACAUCAAGAUCUACCCGUCUCUGCUCUCCGCAGUCCGCACAAUCCACUCGCACGAGGGGUACCCGGGCUUCUUCCGCGGCGCGUCCGCCGCCGUCGCCCAGAUCGUGCCGUACAUGGGCCUGUUCUUCGCCACGUACGAGUCCGUGCGCGUGCCUGUCGCCCAGCUCGAACUGCCGUUUGGCUCCGGCGACGCGACCGCCGGCGUGAUCGCGAGUGUGUUGGCCAAGACCGGUGUGUUCCCCUUGGAUCUGGUGCGGAAGCGAUUGCAGGUGCAGGGUCCCACGCGGUCACGGUAUAUUCAUCAGAAUAUCCCUGAGUACUCUGGGGUCUGGAGUACGAUAAAGUCGGUUGUGCGUGAUGGUGGAGUGAGGGGGCUGUAUCGUGGGCUGACCGUGAGUCUGAUUAAAGCGGCGCCUGCCAGUGCGGUAACAAUGUGGACGUAUGAGAGGGUUCUAAAAACAUUGAAAGAAAUGAAUGCGGAUCCCGUGCGGUAG
Molecule: messenger RNA, 2934 nt
Organism: Uncinocarpus reesii 1704
Lineage: Eukaryota; Fungi; Ascomycota; Eurotiomycetes; Onygenales; Onygenaceae
Exons: 4
Coding region: 1-2934 (977 amino acids)
Biological process (GO): thiamine pyrophosphate transmembrane transport
Cellular component (GO): mitochondrial inner membrane
Molecular function (GO): protein binding; thiamine transmembrane transporter activity
Source: RefSeq, a predicted model, not a curated record